Molecule: messenger RNA, 471 nt
Organism: Dinoponera quadriceps
Lineage: Eukaryota; Metazoa; Arthropoda; Insecta; Hymenoptera; Formicidae
Product: odorant receptor 22c-like
Exons: 5
Biological process (GO): detection of chemical stimulus involved in sensory perception of smell; sensory perception of smell
Cellular component (GO): plasma membrane
Molecular function (GO): olfactory receptor activity; odorant binding
Source: RefSeq, a predicted model, not a curated record
GACGACAGACUGGCGAUGAUCGUGCAGCAGCACGUUCGGAUCUUACGUUUCAUAUCGCUAACGGACAGGAUGUUGCGCGAAAUAUCUGUCGUGGAAAUUGUAGGAUGUACGUUAAACAUGUGUUUUCUCGGAUAUUAUACUAUCACAUUGGAAUGGGGAAGUGUAGAGAUCGCCGCAUACGUAACGUAUAUUACUCUGCUCCUAUCCUUCACGUUCAAUAUCUUCAUAUUUUGUUACAUCGGCGAGCUUAUUAUCGAACAGUGCAAAAAAAUCGGCGAAGUGUCAUACAUGAUCGAUUGGUAUCGACUACCAGGAAGAAAGGGUCUUGUCCUCGUAUUGAUGAUAGCUAUGUCGAAUUCAUCCACCAAACUCACCGCCGGAAAUUUCUUCGAGUUGUCCCUCAGUACUUUCGGUGACGUGGUUAGGACAUCUGUGGCCUACUUGAACAUGUUACGCACAUUAACUUCAUAA